UCAAUUUUGCUGGGAAGAGAGAUGUCGGGUCGCCGGAGAAGCAAGCGGAAGGGUAGUACAACAAGCAGGCAGUCGUCGCAAGCAAGGGGGUCUGCUCAGAGGCGUCGAGGGUCGCAGAAAGUUGCUCCAAACAAUGCGACGUCUGAUAGUGCUGUUCUUAGAGACGGGGAAAAUGGCGACAGCAGCAUGGCCGAAGCAGAGGUCCACGUGGUCCCAGAGGCUAUCGACGAGAUAACGCCUGUUUCCACUACUCCUUCAGGAGGUGAGUCGGUGCAAAUUGGUUUUUAUCCUAACAAUACAUAUACCCCAUCAGUUAACUCACAAAUGUAUCCUCCCGGAAUUUCAAAUCAUGUCCCUCAAUCCCAGUGUCAUAACAAUGCUCCUAGCAUGGUUAGUAACCCAAUUGCUCCUCAUAAUUCGCAAGGCAUUCCCAUGUUUCAAAAUGUUGACAUGUUAAAUAUGCCACCACCUACAACAACACAAAGUGUGGAUGAUAACCUGGGUUGUAAUGUCCCUGUCAACAUUAAAAACAAAAUAUGGAAUGGUGAGUACAUCAAUUUCGCACUAUUGCUUAAACCAGACAGAGAUUUGAUGGAUUAUAUGACAACUUCGGCGGUAUUCAUCAGUACAGAUGGACAGCUCGAGUUGAGGCCCAAGUCUCAAGGCAAGAGAAUUGAGAACAUUUUUGAUUGGACAACGGCUUUCACAACUUACAUGAGUAUUUAUGUCCAGCGCAGGAUGGACAUGGUUCAAGGUUUACUGACACACAUGAAUACUGUCCGUUUAGCAGCGUCUCGUCAUACUGGUUUGGGAUGGAGAACCUAUGAUGAACAAUAUCGUCUUCGCCAGGCUCGUGACCAGUCUCUACCAUGGGAAAAAUUGAAUGUGGAAUUGUGGAUGUUGUUUGUACAGACACCUUACCAUCAACAGCCUGCAGAUGUACAUCAGCCAGCACUCCUUCCAGAGUUAUACAAGCUCGGUCGAACACCAGUCAAGACACAAGUGCUGGAACGUAUGGCAAAGCAUUUUCCGGAUCAGGCUCAAGCUCAGUUUCUCGUUAAUGGUUUCAAAUAUGGCUUCAAGCUAGGAUAUGAUGGUCCAGUGUUAGAGAAAUUCAGGCAGCUGGCUCCAGAUGCAGAUUUGGCGGCUACUCUUAUACCAGACACAGUUUGGAAGAUUGUGGAAGAGAAGUAA
Haliotis rufescens (red abalone) is the source of this 1194-nucleotide messenger RNA. RefSeq lists its product as uncharacterized. Bases 22 to 1194 code for a protein of 390 amino acids. The record is from RefSeq and is a predicted model, not a curated record. The transcript has 4 exons. NCBI's taxonomy places the organism in Eukaryota, Metazoa, Mollusca, Gastropoda, Lepetellida, Haliotidae.